AUGGACUGCGUGUCUAAUUUCCCGUUUAUUCUUCCAGUUCCCGCGUAUUCCGUUUCUUGGGACGCACGAGCGAUUUCUGGACCCGUGCUGAAUGAUGAGACGAAAUUUCGCGAGUCAAUUGAGGAGGGAAGUGGGCGAUGGGGCCCCUUUCGGCAAGGAAGAGCUCCCCCGCAAUCCGUCAAAAUUUCGUCUCAAGACAUAAACAACAUUAACCCCACUCAAUCCUCCCCCCGUUCAGCUCACCUUUUGGUUGAUCUGGACUUCAGCACUGCUAUAGAAAGCAUCCGCUCGAGUUCUUCUUUUACCACCGCCACCAUUUCGGCUCAAGACUUUCCAGUCUUCACCACGGAUUCCCAAUCAACAUGGCUUCCCAACUCCCCCUCAGCCCUGCCGGCACCAUCCGCGCACCAACUCCAGAGCCCCGUCGAGAAUCAACAGGAUUUUGUUCUGUUCGACAAUCCUCAGCCUCGUCAAGUCCCUAAUCGGUCUACUGUUCCGCUGUCCAGCCAGCGCCGUCAUUCAUACCACAAUCGCAGAGACAAGCUAGCUUCCUCAGCUGUCCAGAACCAGCGAGUGGCCCAAAUUUUACAGGCUAUUGGACACCCAUCUUCGUCUUCCGCCAACCGCUUUGCGAAUCAGUUUUACGCUUCAUCGGCUCCAUCGUCUUCAGUCUCCCUGAAUAAUCAGCAGAGAAUCCACCAGCACCAACAUUCUGCCAAACCCCCUGUACCCUUGUUUGAUCAGAGUACCGGCAACGUCCAUCAAUCCGCCAAGAUGAUGAACGCGGCAGACGUAGACCUGGAUGAGUUCACCGCCUUCGAAGGUGGUGCCUCCACGGCAUUCUCGUCUCCAGCGGUCCCAUCCGUCAUGGAUUUCAACGGUAGCAUGUCAAGCUCCACUUCCAACCUGGGCACCAUUUCGCCUCAAGAUUUGCUCGUCCAAGAGCCUUUCAUGUCGGCGCCAAACUCCUCUGCCCUCACUGCUUUGACGUCGCCAUCCAUCUACAACGAGUCUCCGGACUUUGAUGGAUUCGACGUCUCUCCCAACUUUGGAAGUGCCGACUUUGAGAGCUCCAACGACCCUUGGUACCCCUUGUUCCCUCAGGACUCUAAUCACAGUGCUCCUGAGGUGAACUUGGAGGAUUCACCUGCUCAAAACUCGGACGACAUUGACUCCGUAGGUCGUGCUACUGGCUCCGGCAACCGAAAGAAGGCUACCAACUCGCCAACCAGCGGUGGUCGCCACUCUUCUGUUGCCGGAGUCAACUCGCGCAAGCGAGACAAGCCCUUGCCUCCCAUCAUUGUUGAGGACCCCCAUGACACCGUCGCCAUGAAGCGAGCUCGUAAUACCCUGGCAGCUCGAAAGUCGCGAGAGCGAAAGGCUCAGCGUCUGGACGAGUUGGAGGAUCGCAUUAUGAAGCUUGAGGCAGAGCGUGAUCAUUGGAAGAAGAUUGCUCUCUCGCAGUCUGGCGCGCAAAUAUAA
Molecule: messenger RNA, 1482 nt
Organism: Pochonia chlamydosporia 170
Lineage: Eukaryota; Fungi; Ascomycota; Sordariomycetes; Hypocreales; Clavicipitaceae
Product: bZIP transcription factor domain-containing protein
Exons: 2
Coding region: 1-1482 (493 amino acids)
Biological process (GO): regulation of DNA-templated transcription
Molecular function (GO): DNA-binding transcription factor activity
Source: RefSeq, a predicted model, not a curated record